Molecule: messenger RNA, 3747 nt
Organism: Pogoniulus pusillus (Red-fronted tinkerbird)
Lineage: Eukaryota; Metazoa; Chordata; Aves; Piciformes; Lybiidae
Gene: SKAP2
Product: src kinase associated phosphoprotein 2
Exons: 12
Coding region: 143-1099 (318 amino acids)
Cellular component (GO): cytoplasm; plasma membrane
Molecular function (GO): protein binding
Source: RefSeq, a predicted model, not a curated record
CCCCGCGGCCAGCAGUGGUGCCCUUGCGGCCGGGGAAGGGGCGGGGCUUUCGGUUCUGCCGCGGGACCGAGUCCGGAGCGAGUCGCCAAGCCCCGCCCGCGGGGUGUCCCCAGCGCUCUGGCUGCCGCCCGCCGGCCUCAGCAUGGACGGCGCGCUCGCUGUGCCCGAGGAGGUCUUCAUCCUCCUGGCAGAUGUUCAUACAUUUAUUUCCCAAGUGUUAAAAGAAGAAAAUCUAUCAAACAAAGCAAAAGAAAAAAGGGAAAUUCUUCUUAAGAAGAUAAAAGAUGUUAUGGCAAGUUUUCCCAAGGAAUUCCAGGAUAAAGUCCUGGCAGACGGGGAUGAAUCUGGAGGCUCUUUUUCUUCGACUCCUGGUGAUGGGGACUCGGUAGCAUCUGACCAGGAUGAUAAAGAGGACGAAGCACUCCCUGAUGGGAAUCGGUUUGGUCCUGUUGCAGCUCAGGAUCUGCAGUUUGUUCUGAAGGCUGGAUACCUGGAAAAACGCAGGAAAGAGCACAGUUUUCUUGGCUUUGAAUGGCAGAAGCGUUGGUGUGUUAUCAGUAAGACGGUCUUCUAUUACUAUGGAAGUGACAAAGACAAACAACAGAAAGGUGAAUUUGCCUUAGAGGGCUACACCAUCAGAAUGAAUAAUAGCCUACGGAAGGAUUCGAAGAAAGAUUGCUGUUUUGAAAUCUUCGCUGCUGAUAAACGCAUUUAUCAGUUUACAGCUGCCACUCCCAAAGAAGCAGAGGAAUGGGUACAGCAAAUCAAAUUUGUAAUUCAAGAUAUGGAAUCUCAUACAAUUCCUGAGGAGGAGGUAGAGGAAGAAGAAUAUGAUGACGUUGGACAAGUGAGCAGCGAAUCAGUAGAUGAUAGCAUUUAUGAAGAAGUUAAAGAGAGCAAAAGUACCGAUUAUGCCCAUUUCUAUCAAGGCUUGUGGGACUGCACAGGAGAUUUCCCUGAUGAGUUGACAUUUAAACGUGGUGAUGUUAUCUACAUUCUCAGCAAGGAGUACGAUGAAUUUGGCUGGUGGGUAGGAGAAAUGAAGGGAACCAUUGGCUUAGUGCCUAAAGCCUACAUAAUGGAGAUGUAUGAUAUUUGAGAGGCCUGGGAGAAAUCUGCACAUGAAAUCAAGAGUGGUGUGCAGCUGCAGUUCUACAGACCUGGCCUCUGGAAGAAGAUCCAGCUGUAGGCGUUUUGUGUUUUCAGUGAAUGUAGUCAGAAUAUUGCCUUGUGUAUAUUAAACAUUAAAAAAUAUAGCUGAUCAUAACCCUGUGGAAAUGUUCUUAGCCACUUUUAUAGAAUUACAAUGCUAGGGAAUGAAACAGAUGACAACUAGCAUAUGGGGCACGAGCAAGCAAACAGUCAAAUUCUCUGAAAGAAAGCACACCUAUAGCAAUACAGAGCACAUUAGCAGCUCUCUGUCUAGCCAUAGAUAAUUUGACCACUUCUUCUUGUUCCUUAGAUUUAGAAGAAUUAAACUGAACUUUGAAAGUAGAAAACUAUUACUCAGUUCAUGCAUACAUUAAUGCAUUAACCUUUUAAUGCUCACUGUACAUUUUGUGCAGUUUCCUAGGAAGAUUAAGGGGAAUUUAUGUGUAAUAUUGCAAGUCUUCAGGGUAUUUUGCUCCUGAGUAUUUUGAUACUAUGUUUUAGCCAAUUAUUUAUUUUUCUUAUAUAUUUAGUGUUGUAUUGUUAAUUACUGUUCUAUUACUAUAACUAUAGUUAAUUACUGUUACUAUCACAAGCCUGCUCUAGGUGAACCUGCUUUAGCAAGGGAAUUGGACUACAUGGUCUCCAGAGGUCUUUUCCAGCCUCUACCAUUCUGUGUUCCUGUGAUUCUUGUGCUGGUGUAAUACAGCCUGUGUGGUAAUAAUGCCCUGGUAACCAUUAUGACUUGGAGAUAGAAAUUGUGUGAAAAUCUGGGGAAAAAAAGAUAAUAUAUUAAACCACACAAUUUUUGCUGAGUCAAAGAUGAGCUAAAUGUCAAGUUAGAAUGAUUUUUGUCUGUAGUGUGAAGUAUUUUAUCUGUACCUUACAGACACUUUCACAGAGCAAAAUCUGGAUACCUUGUUGAUAGGUAGAAUUUCUGAUGCAAGUUGUACAAUAGGGAUCUUCAAGUCUAUAUGGAUUAGUAACAGCUGCUGGGGCAGCCUUAGUGUCAAAUCUGCAACUUUAUGGCUGAAAACAUCAGUUGAAACUUAAACGUACACUAAAAUACUAUCACUUGUGGACAAGGGUUUGGGCAAGUCAGAGUUAAUACUUUAAAUACUCUUGGAGAUGCACUUUACUAUUAGCAUGCAAGAUCAACUUUUGUGAAUCCUCCCACACGCUUGAUUUGUGAGACCCUUCAUCUGCCAAAGAGGCAGGUCAAGCCAGUCUGCAAAUUGCUGAGCCUGUGCAGGUCCCCUUGUAGUUGCUUGUGCUGUUUAUGCUUCAGGCGGGUCCUGGAAACACUGUGGGUUAAAAGGUAAAGUUGGUCUGAGCUCAGAAUUAGUGAACUUCAGUAAACUAAGAUGUUGUGCUUUCUGUUACCUCGUGCCUCAAUACUCGACGGUACACUGGAUUCUAAUGGGAGUCAAACAGGGUACAGAGUUGUGCUGCAAUUUUUUAGGAAAGAGAUAGUCAUUGAAAUUGAUUCUGCAUGUUAUCAGCGAAGCAUUAAAAUGAUAGAUUAUAGUCUUCAGAUCUUUUACUACUUUAAUUUAUCAAGUGUACUUGUGGCUUGUGUACAGAAUGUGAAGCGUUAAUAUCACGUCUAGAAAAGCUCCUUCCUUCUUGUUAACCUGGCAGUGUAAUUAAUCUGCCCGCCAAAGUGGCCUUUUAUUAAUUAUGUAAUUCCCAGUCCCACCACCACCGACUUUUUGGGGACCAAGCGCCCCCUCCUCUCGUUCAGAUGACGCGCGUAGGCGCCAAACUUGACUUCGGGGCCGAGCCCGGUGCGCUUGUACGGAGCAGCCGGGCUGAAAGCAGGGGCAGCGGGCGGAGGCUGCGCACCGUCCUGCACUCUCCUGCGAGGCCAUACGCUGCCAUGCGAGGCUUUGCAUUAGUUUGCGCGGCCCGGCGUUGCUGUGCGCGGUUCUGCGCUGCACUGCGCGCCCGCGGCAGUAGGUGGCAGCAAAUUUUCACAGCACGGGCGGAGGCUCAGCCCCGUCUCUUUGCCCCGCUCUCGGGGCCCGGCGGCGCUUCUGCCGUUUCUCCAGCAGAGGGCGUCCUGACCCAAGCCAUGAGUCGCGACCCUGCCGCGCUUGCCCCUCCUGGGUGGUGGCAGCCAGGGAAAUAAAGUGUCUUUUGUCUCUACUUCUGCUUUAGGGCUUCCCUCCUCCUCGUAGCGCAUGGAAGGGAGGGGGGAAUAAACAAGCUGCCUUAAAAGUCAAAAUGUGAAAGAUGUCCUGAAGCACACUCAAAGUGUCUCGGAACGGACCAGGGAUGAAUUGUGUGCUUUAAAUCUGUAAAUGCCAUAACCUUUCCCCCUUUUUUUUUUUGGAUAAGAAAAGCUCUGUUAAUACUACCGAAACAAAACUCAAUGGUAGAAAACGCUGACUGCUUUAUUUUCAGUGUUGCACUUGCCUUUCUGUGAACAGUAAAGCCGCUACCUUUGUCAAAAGGUGAUUGCAAGUCCUAUUUUGCACGGUGUUGUACUCAGUUGUUUGCUGCAUCCUGGAUUUGUGCUGUACUGCCAUUAGAUCUUACAGUAAUGUUCUACUCUGCAAAUUUUUAAGGUUCAAAUAAAGUUUAAUUGUUUGCAAA